AUAUAUAACCCAUACCUUGGUGGCGUGUGUGGUCUUCUCCUUUCUCCCUGCGUGGAUGCUACUCUCUCCUCCGGUUCUUUGAUUUGUCUUUCUCCUCUCCUUACCUCUCUUACCUGGACCUAAACAUGGCUUACAGACUUUCAGGGCCGAGGAGCUACUCUACUUCCACCAUGACUGAACGCUUUGACUGUUACUAUUGCCGUGACAACCUGCAUGGGAAGAAGUAUGUGAUGAAGGAUGAGAAGCACGUGUGUACAAAGUGCUUCGACAAGCUCUGUGCCAACACAUGCGCCGAAUGCCGUCGCCCCAUUGGGGCUGAUGCCAAGGAGCUGAACCAUAAGAACCGUCACUGGCACGAGGACUGCUUCCGCUGUGCCAAGUGCUACAAGCCCCUGGCUAACGAGCCCUUCGGCGCCAGGGACGACGGCAAGAUCAUGUGUGGCACGUGUGGCUCCCGCGAGGAUGGCAACCGGUGCCAGGCCUGCUACAAGGUGGUCAUGCCAGGCACCCAGAAUGUGGAGUAUAAGAACAAGGUGUGGCAUGAGGAGUGCUUCACCUGCUUCGAGUGCAAGCAACCAAUCCGCUCGCAGAGUUUCCUGAACAAGGGCGACGACAUAUUCUGCGGCCCGUGCCACGAGAAGAAAUUUGCCAAGAAAUGCUUCCACUGCAAGCAGCCCAUCACCUCAGGUGGUAUAAGCUACCAGGACCAGCCCUGGCACUCAGAGUGCUUUGUGUGUCGUACAUGCCGUAAGGGCCUGGCCGGAACGCGCUUCACCUCCCAUGAGGAGCAUGUCUACUGUGUGGACUGCUACAAGACCUCCGUGGCCAAGCAGUGCAACGGCUGCAAGAAUCCCAUCACAGGGUUUGGCCAUGGGACCAACGUGGUGAACUACGAGGGUCACUCCUGGCACGAGUACUGCUUCAAUUGCAAGAAAUGCUCCCUCUCCCUGGCCAACAAGCGCUUCGUCAUCAACGGAGAGGACAUCUACUGCCCUGACUGUGCUAAGAAGCUGUGAGCAUAGCCAGCAACGUGCCCUGUCUCAUUCAUGUUGGGGGCAGAACAUAAACGGGAUAAGCCAACUAACUCCAAUUAAGUGGCCAAUCAAGGUUUAAAAGAGAAAGUAUGUAUUAGGUUAAUCACCUGAAUGAAAUCUAACAGCAGUUGAAUAUGAAUCUUGUUCCACUGUUUUCUGUCAUUGUUGAAUACUAACACACCAAGUGGUUUGUUUUUCUUGGCCUACAAUAUGUAAUACUAACAAGCUUGGGUCAAAUUCAGAACUCUGCAUAAUCAUUGGGGAAUGCCCUUUUUAGUUCCUUACUGGAACAGUAAUAAUGGCUGUUACAUGCUUCCUGAAUCAUAUACUAGCUAAAUAAUCAGUCAUGGUGUCUCUGAAGUGAUGUGUUUGAAGAGCUGUUGACAGUUUUGCGUAUAGUGCUUCAAUAAUCAGUAUGGACAAACUAGGUCUUUGUAGGUAUCAAAGUGUUAUGCUCAGAGUCUAAAUCAUGUACUCAGCUUUUUGAAGUGAAGUUUAGGAUGUGAAUGCACAUUAUUGCUCAAUAAAGGUAAGCGCCAAAAUUGUGUUUAUUUCCCUCUG
Molecule: messenger RNA, 1595 nt
Organism: Oncorhynchus tshawytscha (Chinook salmon)
Lineage: Eukaryota; Metazoa; Chordata; Actinopteri; Salmoniformes; Salmonidae
Product: four and a half LIM domains protein 1
Exons: 6
Coding region: 126-1016 (296 amino acids)
Biological process (GO): muscle organ development
Molecular function (GO): transmembrane transporter binding
Source: RefSeq, a predicted model, not a curated record